AUGCGCGACAUUCGNAAAGAUGUUCCGGUUCAAGUGGCCAAGGUGUAUGAAAUCCAGAAAUGCGAUCCCAACCCUUGCACUCAGCCACCCGUUUCGCCCAAACCCCACUGUCUUCAAAAACCCGUGACUAAGUGCAUGACUAUCCACGAUCCAACGGUGGAAUGUGCAACGAAAGCGGAUUGCCAACGGAUCCCCGUGGAAUCUUGCCGGAUGAAACAACCCGGUUGCUUGGAGACCAAGUGUCGUCGGUAUCCCCAAUUACAUUGUCAGUUUCUCCCACAUCAAGUGUGUCCAGAACAGCCUCAGAAGUGCAUAUCCAGACCGGUUCGGGAGUGCCGUAAAGUGCCUUGUAAAUGUUCCCAGGUGUUUCGACGGGAAUGUCAAAGAGUGUUGAAAGACCAUUGUCGGCACCCUGGACGGGUCAAAGCCUGUUCGACACCCUGUUCUAUUAGAUAUGUCUGCCCUAUGUGCAAAUCCAACACUAAUCUGCAUUCUACUGACGAAAUAUAAGAGCUCCACUUUUUGAUA
Tigriopus californicus is the source of this 528-nucleotide messenger RNA. RefSeq lists its product as uncharacterized. The record is from RefSeq and is a predicted model, not a curated record. NCBI's taxonomy places the organism in Eukaryota, Metazoa, Arthropoda, Copepoda, Harpacticoida, Harpacticidae. The transcript is spliced from 4 exons. The coding region runs from base 1 to 510 and encodes 169 amino acids.